UGAGGAAACUCUGAAAGACAGGUGCCAUUUUUAAAUUAAUAUUGUAGCUGAGUGUGAAGGAAAAGUGUAGGACAGAAGGAAAAAACAUAGGAAGAAACCUAGAGAACAGAGUGUUCCAAGAGUCGACAUAUUGUGGAAGCCGCCCCUUUAAAGCAGAAGGUACAGUUCUGUUGACACUGAAGACUCCUCAGUGUGUGUGUGUGUGUGCGUGUGCUGGAAAUUGCUGACGGCUCAAAUGGAUCGCAUGGAAUUGCAAAAAGUCAACAGAGAACUUGAUGAGGAGAGCAACAGUGGCGAAAGCACUGAAGACAACUACACCGAUAUGGUAGAUCCAGAGAAGACUACUAUUAGCAGUCAGUUUGUUGGUGAUGAUACAGAAAGUCAGAAGUUCCUUACCAAUGGAUUUCUGGGUAAAAAGAAAUUGGAAGAUUACACGGAUGAAUAUCAUCCAGGAAAUACUUCAUUUGGGAUAUCAGCAUUUAACCUGAGCAACGCCAUCAUGGGCAGUGGAAUCUUAGGGUUGUCCUAUGCCAUGGCCAACACUGGAAUAGUACUUUUUGUAAUUUUACUGCUCAGUGUAGCCAUAAUGUCUCUCUAUUCGGUGCACCUAUUACUGAAGACGGCCAAAGAAGGAGGCUCACUAAUAUAUGAAAAAUUAGGUGAAAAGGCAUUUGGAUGGCCUGGAAAAAUUGGUGCUUUCAUUUCACUGACAAUGCAGAACAUUGGAGCAAUGUCAAGCUACCUCUUUAUUAUUAAGUACGAACUUCCAGAAGUAAUCAGAGCAUUUCUAGGGCUUGAAGAGAAUUCUGGGGAAUGGUAUCUAAAUGGUAGCUACCUCGUGAUAUUGGUGAGCAUUGGAGUUAUUCUUCCACUCUCACUUCUAAAGAAUUUAGGUUAUCUUGGUUAUACCAGUGGAUUUUCACUUACUUGCAUGGUAUUCUUUCUGAGUGUGGUGAUCUACAAGAAAUCCCAGAUACCCUGUCCUCUCCCAAACUUGGAUAAUGAUGUUGGCAAUUGGUCUUACAACGGCACCACAGUUCCAUUACAUGUAGUGAUGUUACCAAAUGACUCUGCUAAUUCAGGACUAAACUUUAUGAUGGACAGCACCCACAAGCAGUAUUCUUCAGGUUUUGAAGAAACCAAAGAUAAGCUACAUCAAAGUGGGGUGGAAUAUGAAGCCCAUGGGGAAGACGACGACAAAUGCCAACCCAAGUAUUUUGUGUUUAACUCACGGACUGCCUAUACAAUCCCGAUCCUGGCAUUUGCGUUUGUGUGCCACCCUGAAGUGCUGCCCAUAUACAGUGAACUUAAAAACCGAUCUCGCAAACGGAUGCAAAACGUUUCCAAUGUCUCCAUCACUGGGAUGCUGGUCAUGUAUCUCCUUGCUGCCCUGUUUGGUUAUCUUACUUUCUAUGGAGAAGUUGAAGAUGAGCUGCUUCAUACAUACACCAAAGCAUACAGUUUUGACACUUUUGAUACUUUGCUUUUGAUGGUUCGCCUUGCAGUACUUGUAGCUGUGACAUUGACUGUGCCAAUAGUUCUAUUCCCGAUCCGUACAUCAGUUACUACACUUUUAUUCCACAGAAGGCCUUUUAGUUGGAUAAGACACUUCAUUAUUGCUGCAAUCAUCCUUGCAUUUAAUAACCUCUUAGUCAUAUUUGUACCUACUAUUAGAGACAUCUUUGGAUUCAUAGGUGCCUCUGCUGCCACAAUGCUGAUCUUUAUACUUCCUGCUGCCUUUUAUCUCCGAAUUGUCAAGAAAGAGCCUUUCAGGUCACCUCAAAAGAUUGGAGCCCUGGUGUUCCUCAUUGUCGGCAUAAUCUUUAUGAUUGGGAGCAUGAGUCUAAUUGUCAUGGACUGGAUUUACAACUCUCCCGGUUCCAAUCAGCAUUAAUCUGGAAGAAAAGAGAACAUGCUUAGAUUUUCUUUCCUACUGGAGAUGGUCAGAUGCCAUCAUCAGGGGAGGAAAUAAAAAAAGACUUUUGACACAUAGAAGGGGACAUUCCUUCUAGUCAAUAGCUGCAAGAUUCCAAAGACUUUGCCACUAGGAGGAACCUAUGGAAUAUUAAAGCACCCUUUAAUAAAGGAUCAUUAUUUAUGCAUCAAAGCCUAUGCCAAACUUAUCUGGGCCAGCUUGGGAUAAAAAUGUGUGCUGGGGGAUGCACAGAACUAAUGUUGUAUAUCAUUCAUUGUAUAUAGUCCUCAAAACAGACUGUUACCGUUGUUUUAAUAACUACAGUUUCUAGAAUAUUGAAAGACAAUGGAGCUGUUCGAAAGUUACCCUAGUGCCUUUUAAACUUGUCUGUGGGUAUGGUUUAUUAUUUAAUAUAUUAUACCCUAUUUCGAAAAAGAGGCUGGGAUAUUUAUAAGUUGCUGAAAAGCUGAGAUCCUCAAAAUCUCAACACUUGCCAAAUGGAGGCAUGUAUAUAUGUAUGUAUAGUGUAUAUACACAGAAAAGGGAAGAGGAAAUAAAUGAAACAAUUGUUGUUUUAAAUGGUUGUCCAUAAGGUUAAGAAGUACAAUCAAAUCAGGAUUCAUAAACUAGGUGUAAGCACCAACUUUUGUAAGUAUUUUACUUGUUAAGCUAUAAAUUAUAUUAAAGGGUGAUUUCAGGAAUGCCUACUCUUGAAGGUGCACCAGUGUGAUAUAUUCUUUGUCAUACUAAUUUUCAGCAGUCUUUCAAAUCUAAACUUUGUCUCUUACGAGAAUUGGCUGCCGUUGAUUUCUGUGGGACUUAACAGGCCCACCACUCUCAGUAGGUUGCAGCUGUGGUGAGUAAAAAGUAGCCCUGCCAAUAAAAUCAUGUCUUGUCAUAGGUGACUUUCAAAUUGACAGUGCUGAACUCAGAAGAGGAAAUUAAUCUUGGCCAACCACUCAGUAAGCCCUACUGUUUAAUGCUACAAAAUACAACUUUGAACCUACCUGUUGCAUUCAUAGCUAUAAAACUAGCACUUGGGGUCACUCCAUGGGCCCAUAGACUGUUGAAAAUAGUCUCUUCAAAAGUAAUCUCUGUCCCAGCUGUAAAAUUUAGAAGUAUUUAUAUGGGUGAGAGUCAUACUGAAAGCUUCCACUCUCCUGCCAGAUGUUCCUAGUGGCCACUAGGUGAGGAGUGGAACCCUCAACAUGGCAAUUGCAAUCGAGUGAUAAGCACAUCUAAUCUUUAGAACUAGAAUCGGCUCACAUGUCAGAGGGAGACUGGUUUGGAUUGGAUUAUUAUAAACACCACCCUGAAGCCGCCUUCUGCAAAUGUAAUUCUGUUUUGAUCUAAGGUACUGAACAAGCCGGAUUUUUGUUUGUAAAUUGUCUUCCACUAAUAACUCAGAUGGCUGUAAGGAGAUCACAAUGAAUGUGAGAGCACCCAAACCAGUAUUGUUUAAUGCAUUUUUAUUUGAUAAAAUGCUCAGUGCAGGAAACUGUGGUCCUUGCUAUAUAUGUACUAUAUAAAUAUUUAUGUAUAUAAUCUUAUUCACUAUCAAAUGUUCCUGUAAGAUACAAUGCUUUGAUUUUUAUAUAUCUAUUUGUGUAGUUGUUGCAUUCAUAGUCACAAGCUUUAAUACCACUUUGAAGAGGCAAAGAGUUGUUUGGGUGGGCUUGAAAAAGUUCACUUUACAUUUCAGUGCUUGAAAUUUAUCUGUGAAUGUCCAAGAAGUUAUGCAAGUAGAAUGAGACAGUCAAAUGUUACUAAAGCCAGUUUCAAUAAACUUCAAGAAUUCAGGUUUA
Messenger RNA from Elgaria multicarinata webbii, 3720 nucleotides. RefSeq names its product solute carrier family 38 member 4 (gene SLC38A4). Gene Ontology annotation, cellular component: plasma membrane. The record is from RefSeq and is a predicted model, not a curated record. Bases 236 to 1894 code for a protein of 552 amino acids. Gene Ontology annotation, molecular function: L-amino acid transmembrane transporter activity. Gene Ontology annotation, biological process: amino acid transmembrane transport. Lineage: Eukaryota; Metazoa; Chordata; Lepidosauria; Squamata; Anguidae. The transcript is spliced from 16 exons.